Molecule: messenger RNA, 1953 nt
Organism: Salvia splendens (bonfire salvia)
Lineage: Eukaryota; Viridiplantae; Streptophyta; Magnoliopsida; Lamiales; Lamiaceae
Product: cytochrome P450 71D10
Exons: 2
Coding region: 9-1508 (499 amino acids)
Molecular function (GO): iron ion binding; heme binding; oxidoreductase activity, acting on paired donors, with incorporation or reduction of molecular oxygen
Source: RefSeq, a predicted model, not a curated record
UAGAAAUCAUGGAGUUUAACAUCCCAUCAACACUCAUACCUCUAAUCCCCUUUCUCCUUUUCCUCUACAUAUUCCUCAAAUCUCAAACAAUCUCAAAAUCAGCAAAGACUUACUCACACUUCCCCGGCCCCAAACCCCUCCCUCUCAUCGGAAACCUCCACCUCAUGCUCCGCGCCUCCUCCGGCCCCCACCGCCUCUUCCGUUCCCUCGCUGCCAAACACGGCCCCCUGAUGCACCUCCAGCUCGGCGAGCUCCACUUCCUCCUCGUCUCCUCCACCGAAUUCGCGAAGCAAGUGAUGAAAAGUCACGACACCAACUUCGCCAACCGCCCUCUGAUGAUGGCGACGGAGGAGCUGGCCUACGACUCCAGCAGCGUCGUCUUCUCCCCCUACGGAGACUACUGGCGCCACCUGCGGAAGAUCUGCACCGUCGAGCUUUUCAGCGCUCGGCGCGUGCGGUCCUUCCGCAGCAUAAGGGAGGAAGAAGUCACGAGCAUGUGCAAUUGGAUCGCUUCUCGCGAGGGCUCGUCGAUUGAUCUCUCGGAGAGGCUUUACAUGUCGUCGUACGACGUCAUCGUGAGGGCGGCCGUGAAUAAGGCCAAAACCAAGCAGCGUGAGAUGAUGAUUUCUAUUAUCACGGAAUCGACAAAGUUAGGUACGGGAUUCAUGAUGGCGGAUCUCUAUCCAUCAGUCAAAUUGCUGCCGUUGAUCACCGGAGCCCGGUUCAGGAUCCGAUGGUUACGCCGCAAAAUAGAUCAGGUGCUUGAUGGCAUCAUCGAGCAGCAGAGAGCAGCAGCUGAUGAUGCCGAGUUCGAAGAUUUCUUGGAUAUUCUCCUCAAAUAUGAAAAAGAUGGAACUUUGACUACAGACAAUGUCAAAGCAGUGUUACUGAAUAUAUUACUUGGAGGAACUGACACGUCAGCAUCUACUAUAGAAUGGGCAAUAUCGGAGCUGAUAAGAAACCCUAGCAAACUCAGCAAAGCCCAACUAGAAGUCAGAAAGGUUUUUGACAAAGAGGGAUCAUAUGUAGACGAAGACAAGUUGGAUGAGCUAAAAUACAUCAAAUUAAUUAUCAAAGAGACUUUGAGAUUGCACCCACCGGCCCCACUUUUAGUCCCUAGAGUGAACUCGCAAAGAUGUGAAAUCAAUGGGUACGAAAUCCCAACAAAAACCAGAGUGAUAGUGAAUGCAUGGGCAUUGGCGAGAGACCCCAAGUAUUGGAACGAUCCAGAGAAGUUUAUACCAGAGAGAUUCGAAGAAAGCUCCAUCGAUUUCAACGGGAGCAAUCUCGAAUACAUACCCUUUGGUGCGGGAAGGAGAACGUGUCCCGGCAUGUUGUUGGGGCAGGCAAAUAUGGAACUUCCUCUUGCUAUGCUUCUCUAUCAUUUUGAUUGGGAAAUUCCAAAUGGGAUGAAAGCAGAAGAAUUGGAUAUGACCGAGGGCCUUGGCUCCACUCUUCAUAGGAAACACCAUUUGCUUUUGAUUCCCAUUGUUAAGCGACCUUUGUGAGCACAUGCUUGAUUAAUUUAGGAACCUUUAGUUUAAGUGAUAGUAUAACUUAUCUUAAAUAAAUGUUGGAAAAUAAGACACACUAAUAAAAGAAAUCAAGUAGAAGUUUUUUUUAUACUGCGUCUUAUUUUUAAAAAAUGUAAUUUAAGAAUAAUUUUCGAAAAAUAAAUAUUUUUGUGAUAAUAUUAGUAUGUCUUUAUUCCCAAAAAUAUGUUGUGUGAGCAUAAUUUAUUGCUCCAUUAUACAUGCUUCUAGUUAAACCUUUGCGUUCGGCGGCUUGACUAAUUAAUACGGGCAUUAUUUAUUCCAAGUUGUUGAUUAUUGGGCUGGUUAAUGGGUGGACUAUUAUUUGUGUUGGGCCUUGGUUUAUUUCGGCCCAGACAGUUUGGGACUGUGUGUUGCCCUAGCCCACACCACUUGAGAUAUACUCUCCUCACUCCAUCCG